AUGUUUUCUACAAAAUAUUUUGCGCAUCCUAUUUUUUAUGACCUUAUUUUCUUACGUGCUUCGUCAACAACAAACCCCCUACAUAUAUUAUCUCUUUCUUUUUUUUCACUUUUUCUGUCUGUUUCUUUGUCUUUUUUCUUUCUCGCUCGUUCUCUUUCUUUCUCUCUCUCUCUCUUUCUUUCUCUCUCUCUCUUUCUUUCUCUCUCUUUCUUCUGCUUUUCUGACUUUCUCUCUCUCUUUCGCUUUCUCUCUCUCUUUUUCUUUUUUUUCACUUUUUCUGUCUGUUUCUUUGUCUUUUUUCUUUCUCGCUCGUUCUCUUUCUUUUUCUUUCUCUCUCUUCUUUCUCUUCUUUUUUUUCUGACUUUCUCUCUUUCUUUCUCUCUUUUUCUUUUUUUUCACUUUUUUGUCUGUUUUUUGUCUUUUUUCUUUUCGUUCGCUCGUUCUCUUUCUUUCUCUCUCUCUCUUUCUUUCUCUUUCUUCUUCUUUUCUGACUUUCUCUCUCUCUUUCCUUUCUCUCUCUUUUUUUUUUUUUUUCUGUCUUUUUCUGUCUGUUUUUUUGUCUUUUUUUCUUUCUCUCUCUCUUUCUUUCUCUCUCUCUCUUUCUUUCUCUCUCUUUCUUCUGCUUUUCUGACUUUCUCUCUCUCUUUCGCUUUCUCUCUCUCUUUUUCUUUUUUUUUACACUUUCUCAAAAACCACAAAAUGGAAUAA
Acanthosepion pharaonis is the source of this 708-nucleotide messenger RNA. The record is from the annotation of a GenBank genome assembly. NCBI's taxonomy places the organism in Eukaryota, Metazoa, Mollusca, Cephalopoda, Sepiida, Sepiidae.